Messenger RNA from Ectocarpus sp. CCAP 1310/34, 408 nucleotides. The record is from the annotation of a GenBank genome assembly. NCBI's taxonomy places the organism in Eukaryota, Phaeophyceae, Ectocarpales, Ectocarpaceae.
UGGGAAAAGGACGCCCAAGCGGCCCUGUACCUAAUGCGAGCCGCUACCUUCUCGCCUAUCGUCAUGACGGGGGGCGAGCUAGACCACAUCAUUCGGGACGUGGCCCACCCGCACCCGGGCCUGCACGCGCUGCUUACCUUCAGCGCCAUCGACAUCGCGGCGUUCUCGCCGCCGCGCCCCCCGGGGGUAGCGGCGGUGACACGCACGUUCGACGUGCAUUUCGACACCUUCAUUCGCGUCCUGGAAGUCUUCAUCAAGGACGGCAUGGCGGGCGCCUCUGCGGCCGGGGCCGACCGAGUUGGCCUGUUUUUCCGGGAACUCUUCAGGAUCUCCGAGAACCUCCGCCGGUACUCGUCCCGCCACUGCGCCGAGUUCAAGGGCCGCGAGGCCGACGUCUUCGCCAGCUAG